Molecule: messenger RNA, 758 nt
Organism: Silurus meridionalis
Lineage: Eukaryota; Metazoa; Chordata; Actinopteri; Siluriformes; Siluridae
Product: Fc receptor-like protein 2
Exons: 3
Coding region: 96-461 (121 amino acids)
Biological process (GO): cell surface receptor signaling pathway
Molecular function (GO): transmembrane signaling receptor activity
Source: RefSeq, a predicted model, not a curated record
CAAGUGUGAUGGGUUCUUAAGAGAACAGGAAGUUUCGAGGCUACAACACAGACAGUUGUCACAUAGUCAGUCAGUGUGUCAGCCAUUAAUAGGACAUGAUGGAGCUUCAUCCACUUUAUCUGAUGCUCUUGCUGACUGGAAUCAUCCACUGUGCACAAACAGAGGGACCCAAACCUGUGGUGAUUAUAACACCUGGUACACAUGUGUUUAGUGGAGAGAAAGUGACUUUGAAGUGUGAGCUACAGGGAGGAGACACUGAGUGGACAUACAGCUGGUAUAAGACUGAUGACAGAAAUCCCUCAUUCAGCACAACACAGGAGUUCAGCCGUGACUCAGUUACAGACUCUGACAGUGGUGAAUACACCUGCAGUGGGAGGAGACACAGUGACUCUCAGAACUCAGAGAUCAGUGAUCCUGUUACACUCACUGUAUUAAGUAUGUGUGUGUGUUUGUUACUUUGAUAUGUUAUUACAAUAUAUAUAUGUAUAUGUGUCAAAUUUAUCAGAAAUUUCACCUUUCAGAUUUGUUGUAGAUUAUUUUUCAGUGAACUACACUGUCAAUCAUCUAUAACUGUAACUCACACUGAUUAUAAUGACUUUUAAUGUUUACUUUUUUAUUAUCAGGGCACUGAAUUAUUUAAAUUACUAGCGAACUAAUUUGCCAGUCUGAAUGGUAGAACAUGGUUUUGCUCCAAAUGCUAUAUGAAAAACAUACUAUAUUUAAUAAUCAAUCUGCUCCUACUGUCAUUAUUCUGCAUG